Molecule: messenger RNA, 6983 nt
Organism: Alligator mississippiensis (American alligator)
Lineage: Eukaryota; Metazoa; Chordata; Crocodylia; Alligatoridae
Gene: BBS9
Product: Bardet-Biedl syndrome 9
Exons: 25
Coding region: 311-3130 (939 amino acids)
Biological process (GO): cilium assembly
Cellular component (GO): membrane; BBSome
Source: RefSeq, a predicted model, not a curated record
CCGUUUCUGCUUCCGCUUCUACUCUCUGAAGCGCGGGGACGGGUUGGCUGUUGAAGUGCUAUGACAACGGGCGUCAAGAUGGCAGUGCGGGGUCGCGGGUGCCUGUAGCCUCCCCGUGAGCCGCGGCGGCGGCAGCAGCAACCGCAACCAUCCAGCCGGGGCGGGGCUCGCCGCUGCCUCACGGGCUGCCCGGGACAUGCUCGCCUGGGCCAGAGGAAAGGUGCUGCUGUUUGGAAACUGAGACCGCGUUGAUGGUUGUGGGGUGAGGACCUCGCAGCGAAGGGACCUUUUUCCCAAAGAGUGAAGAAGAAUGUCUUUAUUUAAAGCUCGAGAUUGGUGGUCCACAACACUCGGAGAAAAAGAAGAAUUUGAUCAAGGAUGUCUAUGUGUAGCUGAUGUUGACAACAGUGGCAUUGGACAAGAUAAAAUAAUCGUGGGCAGUUAUAUGGGAUUUCUUCGAAUCUUUAAUCCUCAUCCUGUAAAAUCUGGAGAUGGAACGCAAGCUGAAGAUUUGCUCCUGGAAGUGCAAUUGCGAGAGCCAAUACUGCAGGUGGAAGUAGGAAAAUUUGUUUCUGGUACCGAACUACUUCAUCUAGCUGUGCUACACUGCAGGAAACUCUGUGUAUAUGCUGUCUCAGGAACUUUGGGGAGUGUGGAACAUGGGAACCAGUAUCAUAUCAAACUUAUAUAUGAACACAAUCUUCAGCGAACAGCCUGCAACAUGACUUAUGGACCAUUUGGUGGUGUAAAGGGUCGAGAUUUGAUAUGCAUACAGUCCAUGGAUGGAAUGCUUAUGUUGUUUGAACAAGAAAGUUAUGCUUUUGGACGAUUUCUUCCUGGCUUUCUUCUGCCUGGUCCAUUAACUUACAGCUCUCGAACGGAUUCUUUCAUUACAGUAUCUUCCUCUCGACAGGUUGAGAGCUACAAAUAUCAAGUACUUGCAUUUGCAACAGAUGCUGAUGAAAGACACGAGACAGAGCAGCAAAAACAUAGUUCUGGAAAAAGACUUGUGGUGGAUUGGGUUUUAAAUAUUGGAGAGCAAGCACUGGAUAUACGUGUUGUCUCUUUUAAUCAGAUGGUUUCCACUCUUUUUGUGCUUGGUGAGAGAAACUUCUUUUGCCUUAAGGAUAAUGGGCAAAUUCGAUUCAUGAAAAAACUUGAUUACAGUCCAAGUUGCUUCCUUCCUUAUUGUUCAGUGACUGAGGGAACAAUAAACACUCUGAUUGGGAACCAUAAUAACAUGCUGCUUGUUUAUCAAGAUGUGACACUGAAAUGGGCCACUCAGCUUCCUCACACUCCUGUGGCAGUGAAAGUGUGCUGUUUACAAGAUAUGAAAGGUCUAAUAGUUACUCUCAGUGACAGUGGGCACCUUCAAUGUUCCUACCUCGGAACCGAUCCUUCUGUGUUCCAGGCACCUAAAGUUGAAUCUAGAGAAAUGAACUAUGAAGAGCUAGACAGAGAAAUGAAAGAACUUCAGAAGAUCAUCAAGGAGGCCACAAAAACACAAGAUAUUUUGCCAAAAUCUGAGGAUGAUGAUUUGAAAGUCACAGCAGAAGUUUCAUUUCACCUGGAUGCAAUAUCUCAAGCCAUUGACAGUGAGGUGAGAGCAGAGGUGGUUCCUUCAGUUACAGUAAAGAUCACAGUACAAAGCAGACUGGCUGUGCAGAAACCAAAGUUAUCAGUAUGUGUACAACCUCCUUUAGCAUUGACCUGUGACCAGUUCAUCUUUAAUGAUAUAGGACCAGCAGUAUCUAAAACUGUAGUCCUGUCUGCCUUUCUAAAGGGGAAUUGCCCACCAGCAGAAUUGGAAGGAAAUGCAAUAUUUUCAUAUAACACACCAACAGCAGAUUUCAACCCUAAAGGGGUACCAAGAGUUGCACAGUGCAAGUUUAGACUCCCCCUGCGGUUAAUUUGCUUUCCAGCUCAACCUUCAAAAACAGCAAACCACAAGCUAACUAUUGAUACCAACAAACCUCCUGUCAGUCUUGUCAGCCUUUUUCCAGAUUUUUCUGAUCAGUCUGUUGAAGAUCAGGUAAAUAGUUUAGGAUUCCAGUUCUUAGCUGGUUCUAGAACCACUCUUCUUGCUUCAAAAACAUCACAGCGGUAUAGAAUCCAGAGUGAUCAAUUAGAAGAUAUUUGGCUAAUAGCAAAUGAGCUUACUCUUCGUCUUGAAGAACAUUUCAAGAAGCAAAAUUGCAAAGACUUCCUGUGUAUCUUCUCUGGUUCAAUUCCUUUGCAAGAAUAUUUUGAAUGUAUUGAUCACCACUUUGAGCUGCGCUUGAACGCUGAAAAAUUCCAAGAACUAUUAUCUGAACGGGCAAUACAGUUUAGAGCUAUUGAACGACGAUUGCUAGCACGAUUCAAAGACAAAACCCCUGCUCCCCUCCAACAUCUGGACACCUUGCUAGAAGGAACUUACAGACAGGUAAUAGCUUUAGCAGAUGCUGCAGAGGAAAACCAAGCCAAUAUGUUCCAGGCAUUCGUAAAGUUGAAGAGUGCCACCCAUCUGGUGAUUAUGUUGAUUAGUCUGUGGCAGAAACUCAGCCCUGACCAAGUUGCUAUUUUGGAAGCUACAUUUUUGCCAUUAAUGCAGGAUACUCAAGAGCUGGGCUGGGAAGAAACUGUGGAUGCUGCAAUUUCUUACUUAUUGAGAACUUGUCUUUCCAAGAGCUCUAAAGAACAGGCCUUGACUCUCACCAGUCAGCUGAGCAUACCCAAAGAUACUAGUAGGCUGAAGAAACACAUAACUUUGCUCUGUGAUAGGUUGGCCAAAGGUGGGCGCCUCUGUUUGAAUGCAGACACAAAUACUCAGCAGGCUAUCAUCAUGCCAGCCCCAAGGGGCAGUUCAGCAUCUGUGGAGUGCCAAAGAACUGACGCAACUCAAGUGAACAUGGAUAAAUUCCUCAAGUGCAAAAGAAAAAUGGAGGAAAAAAACACAAAAGGCUAUACUACAGAAAAUGCAAAGCGACAGAAAGUUCGUGGCUGUACUGCUAUCCCAGAGUCUGACUUGGAGGAAAGAACAGCUGUACAGGACCCCACACCAAUACUUACUGACCACAAGCACCUCACAAAGCAGAAAUCCAAACCUGAUUUAUCCCAGAGUGUACUGGAUGAAGCAGAAAAGCCAUGAAAUUCUGAAGAUUUUCCUCAGGAGAAUAUAUCUAUCUGAUGUCAAAUGCAUUCACAAUGCAGAAGUACGAAUCUGUGUAUUUUACUCGGUACCAAAUGGAGCCUCCAGGAAGAAAAGGCUCUAAAAACUGCACAAAAAAGUUCCAUUCACAUCAAAUUGAUUGGAUCUUCCGGCCAACCACUAGAUUUAGCAUCCUUUCUGUGAACAAAGUCUAACCACUUACCAAACUGUUGUAAGGUACAUUUAUGUUAAUCUGCAAUAUCAGCUCUCCAUAAGGACUCUGUUGAUUGAUCAAAGAGUGUUUGCACACACUUAAAAGCAACCUUUGUUUCUGGAUAUAUUUUAUCUGAUUGUUAAGAUAUUCUGUACUCUUCCUCCCUUCGAGAUUACAUUACCGUUUUCUCAUAAUGUCACAGUUUUGACAAAAGAUAACUAUCUUCUUUCCUCCUCUGCUAACCAAUCUCAAUUUCUACACAGCUGAAUUCACCACCAAAAGAAAGGCUGAUAAUCCACCAAGUUUCCUCUAUUCCCCAUCCCUGAUAUAUACUUCUACUCUCAAGAGAUAGAGUAAAAUAUAGUUACUUGAUAUAAAGACCAUAGUGUCUCCAACCCUUUUGCCAUGAAGUCACUGCAAAGAGAAGUAAAAUUUACAUUUAAAGUUCUGUGAGCACCAUGACACGCCAAUCUUUUCCUGCAUUAAAUGUGAUACUUAUAUCUGUAAUUCUGAUUAGGGUCAAGAUUUUCAAACGUGAUGAGUGAUUAUGAAUGCCUUAAUUGCUUAACCCAAGUUGAGACAGCUUAAAGAGGAUCUCAGUUUUAGAACAUGCUGAGCAGUCACUCUCUGAAAAUCAAGUCCAAGAAGGUGUCUCAGUUGGAACAUCCAAAGUGGAAGCACCUAAAAACACCUUUGAAAAUCUUGGCCUGGUUUUCUGAAGUGUCAGGUACACAAAUGAAUUCUUGAGAGUAACAUGAAUGUAAUGUCAAUAUAAAGCUGCAUAUAAUGGCCUCAAGAUAACAGAGACCUAGCUCUGAGCAUAGGAAAUAUGUCUUUUUGUUUUGGCCUAUUGGUGGAAAUACAAAAUAAGAAGUUUUGACUUGUUCAGCAGCAUGCGUAAAAUGAAUGGUACGUCUCAUUUUGUAACAGAUACAUUGCAAAAUCUUCCUUCACACUUGGCACCCUUGGUGGCUGGAUCAGCACAAGCACCAAAAAGCUUAAUAACAUAGAGAUUCACUAUUCCGAGAAAAGAUCCCUCCAACUCAGUUUGGAGAACUUUGGGAUGGGGUGAUGGCUGUAGAUUUGUACUGCUUUUUACCAACAGUAGUCUGUGCUGUACCUGUCCUGUGGAUAGUGAUGGGACUUGAUUCUCCAAGACUUCCUGUCUAGGAGCCUUCAUUACCACUAAAUCUACUUUUAACUUCUUCCCACCUCCCCAAUGCCAAAAAUAUUUGUUCCCAUCCUGCAACAGUUGUGCAUUGCCAGUAGGCUCCUAGGUAUCCUUGUGGUACUGCUCUAUCUCAAUAAAGUAGAUGUAACGGUAGUUAUGCAGAACUUUUUUAACAGAUGAACUAUUAAAUGAAGCCAAGUGAUAAGGAAGCAGAGGAAAGCCACAUGUGGCCCUGGAACUCGUUUAACAUGCAGCGGUCCCAUCUGGUUGGUCUUGUUCUCUAGUAGACCUCAAAGACCUUCCAGGCACAAGGAUGAAGCUCCCUACUUCUUUCCCUGAGGGGGCAAUCACCAUCCCUCUGCUUGCAGUGGAACAAUUGCUUGUGCAGAGUUUUUUUUGCUAUCGCAUCCCUCCCGCAUGUUUUUCUGCAGGAGGGCAGUAUCAAAAUCAUCAUAAGGAGACACCUGCCCUCCAGCUCUGUGAAAAUUGUACAAUAAAAGAAUCUCCCCAUAGUCUCUAUAUACACCUCAGUGACUAAAGAAAAUCCAUGGGAGCUAAUCAGUUACUGUAGCUAUUAGGCUUAAACUUUAACCACAGGUCUCAGAUCUUCUCUUGUGUACUAUUAGUGGCUACUAGAUAAUCUAAAGAAGUCAACUGCAAUUACUAUUAAAAUCCCAUACUAUAGAAGUGCCAUUACAAUGUAGAUUCCUGAGCCAAAGAAUUCUAUACUGUUAUAUACAGCAUCUGGAAAGGAAAACAUAUGGCUUUAGUGGGAUAUAUUAUAGUGUAGCAAUUAUCAUUAUUGGGUAUGAUCCAAACACUCAAAACUGUCAUCAACUUUAGUGGAAAUUUUGAGUAAGCAGUGAAUAGAGGUUCAGGUCAAUUAUAUGUGUCUAUUUCUAUAACUUUUAUAACAGUGAAGUGUGUUAGCUUUGGUGUUGCUUCUGUUGGCCUAUUCUAUGCUAAGCUUUGCAAGAUGAAGUCUCUGUGGGGAAUUAACCUAUAAUACUUCUGAAGGGGAAAAAAGGAAUAGCUAGAGAACAAAGAAAGAGAAAAUAGUGCAUAGUGAUAAUUUAUGGUCUCUUUUUGUCUCAUGAUAUAUUGUGGCAUUCAGUAGUAUCAUCAGGUUUUAAAACAGAUGUAUUUACCCUGGGUAUAAAAAUAAUUUGUUUUUCCCAUGGCCAUGUAAUCCAAUGAAUUUAGAGGAAAUCAGUCAUUGCAGUUUAGUUGCUUACCUAAUAGUGUAAAAGGAACCAACAUGAAGAAGCUCUCAGAAGUUCUCAAAUGCAGUAUGAAUGAAAAAUCUCAUCUUUCUGGCUGAAAAAGUAAUCAGGCCAAGUUACAAGUUAGAAAAAAUAGAGAGUCAGCCAACUCCAAAAUAUAAAAGGAAAAGGGGACCAAAGUUCCAAACACCAGAGUGCUUGAAGUCAAGGAAGGUACUUCUGGCUAGGUGAUUCUGUUAUGUGCAGGAUUUGCACCAGCACUCAGUCAGCUGUACUAUUAAUAAGAGACCACAUUAUUUAAAAAUAAGGUUGGGGUUGUAAAUACAAUUUUCUAGUUAUUUAUGCUCUAAAGAAAUACUCAUUUUAAAAAAAAACAUUCUUACUUGGAGUGAAGCAAGCUUUAAAUAUGCAGUGUGUCUAUUCUUCAUCAGAUUACUUGAAGAAAAUGCUAUAUUUUUAUGUAAGGUUUAGUGCAAAAAAAAACCUUGAACUGGUCAUUUUAUCAAAAGCAAUUAUAGAUAUAGUUAGAGGUAGAAAUAGGAAGCACAUUGUGAUAUUAUAAAAGCCAUCCUCUCAGUGGUACCAACUUUUUUAUUGUUUAUAUCUACUGCUCUUUGAAAUGCAUUUUCUAAAGUAAGUUGUGCUAUAAAAUGAAAUAUACAUUUGAUUUUCUUUGAACUACAGAAUGCUUAUAAAAUGUUUACUAAAUGAUAUUUGUCCAAGGUUUUUUUCUUCAAGUUUUUUCAUUCAAUUCCCCCGCCCCCUUCUUUCCUUCACUCUCUUGUGUGUUUGUUUUGGGAGUUUUCACCCUUGCAUUUUAGAACAAUACACUAAAAGGUUUAUUUCUAUAUUGACCAACAUGCAGCUGUUUCUGAAAGUCUGGGCUCAGCUAAACUUUUUGGGUUUCAAGACCCUGUGGUUUGUACAUCCCCAAAAUGAUUCUUCAGUCCAAUUAAUGUUCAGCUAAAGCAAGGAAUCACAACAAAUCUGUAUUUCCCAGGAACUGGAUUUCAUUUUAGUAUUGUAUGCGUUUCUCCUCUUCAGCUUUUACUCUGCAGACUGAAUUAGAUGUAUGCCUGAAUGUUCUUAUCUUUGUUCUCAUAGUGCAUCUAAAAAGUAAUUUGCUGCCAUGAACUAAGGUAUGCUGCGCAGAGAUUGUAAUUUCUAUGUGAAACCCUUUACAAUAGAAAAAAGCAUUACAGUCUAUGCAUUAUGCUGAAUAAAUAUCUUUUCUUCUCAUCAAUA